AUGUCUCAAGCAAAUAAAAAUAUAGGAGGUAAACCACCUGCAAGUAUUUGGGAUAUCCAUAUUAAAAAAGGCAAAGAAAUUUCUAAAGGACAUUAUCAAGAAACUUGCAAUUAUUGUUCUUACUUUAAACAUAAAGGUUCUCCCCAAGACUUUGAAGAACAUUUGGCUAACAAUUGUCCUAAUGUUCCAAGCAAUAUUAAGCAAACAUAUUUAACCAAAGUUCUAAAAAGAUCUAAAAAUCCAAGAGCAGUAUCUAUUAAAAAUAUUUAUCAAACAAAAAUAUCUGAGUUUAAUGAAAGUUCUAAACUUACAUUAGAAAGAACUAAUGAAAUUAAUAAAGCUUGUGUUAAAGCUUUUGUAAUAUGUGGCAUAUCGUAG
This is a messenger RNA of Dentiscutata erythropus, 378 nucleotides long. The record is from the annotation of a GenBank genome assembly. NCBI's taxonomy places the organism in Eukaryota, Fungi, Glomeromycota, Glomeromycetes, Diversisporales, Gigasporaceae.